Messenger RNA from Arabidopsis lyrata subsp. lyrata, 1305 nucleotides. RefSeq names its product transcription factor BIM3. NCBI's taxonomy places the organism in Eukaryota, Viridiplantae, Streptophyta, Magnoliopsida, Brassicales, Brassicaceae. Gene Ontology annotation, biological process: DNA-templated transcription. Bases 142 to 1029 code for a protein of 295 amino acids. The record is from RefSeq and is a predicted model, not a curated record. The transcript is spliced from 6 exons. Gene Ontology annotation, molecular function: protein dimerization activity; DNA-binding transcription factor activity.
GUUUGAAAUGGGCUUUUGAGUCUUUCACAUUAUUUAUUUAAUUUUAAUUUUUUUUCAACCUUCUCUCGAGACAUAUCAAUCAGUCUCUCGCUCGCCGGAGUUUAGUCACUACACCAUCUCCGGUGUUGAUUCCAUCGAACAAUGAACUCUCCUGACGUCGAUGAGCAAUUAGAAGCCGACGUAUACAGUAACUUACCUUCCCGAAAUGAUUCAUCAACAGGGAGGAGAAAUCGAAGCUCGUGUAGAUCGAAACAUUCAGAAACAGAGCAACGAAGAAGAAGCAAAAUCAAUGAAAGAUUUCAGAGUUUAAUGGAUAUAAUACCUCAGAAUCAGAAUGAUCAGAAACGAGAUAAAGCUUCUUUCUUAUUGGAGGUUAUAGAGUAUAUUCACUUUUUACAAGAGAAAGUUCACAUGUAUGAAGGAUCUGAUCACCAAAUGUGGGAUCAAGGGCCAACCAAAUUGAUUCCAUGGAGAAAUAAUUAUGGGUCUGUUGUGGAGGUCAAUGACCAUCCUAAAAUCGGUAAGAGCUUUUCAAGUAAUGAUAACGUUGCGGCUACUUCCGGUUUGCUCUCGGAUAUGCAAAAUUACGCGGAUCCUGAUAUCGACUCAGCAGUUAAUACCAAGAUUCUUGAAGGCUGUCCUGUUUCAGCAGUUCCAUCGUAUCUACCAACCGAGCCUUCGCUGCAGUUUGUUCAGCAUGACUUUUGGCAACCAAAACCAGUCAAUUGCAAUACAGAUGAUUUGUUCAACUCAAACGAGGCUAUAUCACCCAGCUUGUCCACCGUCUGUUCACAAAGGGUACUACACACUUUAACUGAAGCACUUAAGUCAUCGGGUGUUAACAUGCCAGAGACCAUGAUAUCUGUGCAGUUAAGCCUUCGGAAAAGAGCAGAUCGCGAGUAUUCUUCUGCUGCUUUUGCUUCUGAGGAUAAUUGUAAUGGCAUCGCGGAUGAAGAAGGAGAUUCUCCUACUGAAACCAGAAGCUUCUGCAAUGAUAUAGAUCAUUCCCAGAAGAGAACAAGAAGAUAAAAGAUCUGUUUAUUUAUUUUCUUCUUUAUGACCACUGUUUGAUAAUUUUGUUCCUUUUGGUAAGUCAGGUUACAUUUUUCCAGGGUAUCAGUAGGUUUAGAUUGGUGUAUAUAAAUGCGACUCACUACUUUUAUCGAGCUGCAACUAUUCUCAUGAUAUAGUAAAGACUAAGUAGAAUGAUGUAGCAAGAUUCACGAAUCCAUAACAAGAGAUUGCUCCAUGUAAUGGUACUUUUCAAGUAUAUGGUCUAAUAGAAAUGUCACUUAUUGCCCUUCU